CGUCUCGAUUGAGGCUCAGUGAUAGAGAGCGAGUCGCACGAGAAUCGUCGAUUUCGUAACUAUCUGCGUUAUCGAGAGAUUCGUAUACUUUCCCUCUUGUGGAGGAACACACGCACAUAUCUCUCCAUACAAUUCUCUACCAAAAAGAUCGGCAGGUGAAAUUUCUGAUAUUUCUUUCGUGCACGACGAGAUGUCCGUAUCCAGUUUUCGUGAACGUUGGAAUGUUUGCGCCUCUAACAUCGCUCGAAAGACACACAAUCCCAUAAGAUCGAUCGUGGAAAAUAUCGCCGUCGAGCCGAACCCCAACAAAUCGAUGAUCGCACUGUCUAUUGGCGAUCCUACAACUUUUGGCAAUUUGAAGCCGCCAAAGGAGGUGAUCGAGGCUGUUCAAGAGAGCGUAGCUUCACAAUUGUAUAACGGAUAUGCACCGACCAUAGGUUAUCAAAGGGCACGGGAAGCUGUAGCUGAGUACAGCUCAAACGAGUUCGUAAAAGUCGAUCCCAAGGAUGUAAUCCUGUGCAGUGGAUGUUCUUGUGCACUUGACUUGUGUAUCACGGCUUUAGCUCGAGAGGGCCAAAACAUCCUAAUUCCACGUCCCGGAUUUUCGAUCUAUCGAACAUUGGCAGAAGGUCUUGGUAUUAUGGUUAAAUCGUACGACUUACGUCCGGAACUCGGUUGGGAGAUCGAUCUAAACGACCUGGAGGCGCAAAUCGACGAGUCGACGGCGGCGAUUGUUAUAAACAAUCCUUCGAAUCCGUGCGGCUCUGUGUUCAGUCGCGACCAUAUACUUGACAUUCUCGAUGUCGCCGCUCGUUAUUACGUACCUAUUAUAGCCGAUGAGAUUUACGAGCACAUGGUAUUUCCAGGACGGACUUUCCACUCGUUAGCGUCUCUAUCGACCGAAGUUCCUAUUUUGUCGUGCAGCGGACUGACUAAAAGAUUUCUGGUUCCAGGCUGGCGUAUGGGAUGGAUAAUAAUCCACGAUCGUCAAAAUGUAUUCGAAACCGAGAUUCGCAAAGGUCUGCAUUGCCUAAGUCAACGGAUAAUUGGCAGCAAUACUAUCGUUCAAGGUGCUUUACCGGCAAUACUUCGUCAAACACCGCAAAACUUCUUCGACGAUGUUAUCGAUAUUUUAUACUCGAAUUCCAAAUUGGCAUACAACUGCGUAGUCAAGAUUCCGGGCCUAAAGCCGAUAAUGCCGGAUGGAGCCAUGUAUAUGAUGGUCUACAUCGAUCUACUAGGUUUUCCAGAAUUUAAUUCCGACCUGGAAUUCGUACAGCGACUGCUAAUGGAAGAAUCCGUAUUCUGCCUACCAGGCCAGUGCUUUGAUUAUCCCUCUUACAUGAGACUGGUAAUCACUGUACCAGACAACAUGCUCGAGGAAGCUUGUCAAAGGAUUCAAGAAUUUUGCGAGAGACAUCAUUAUAAAACGGCAGAGAUCAUGGGCAGAAACAAUUUCGUCGAUGUGGAAAUUCCAUAUUAAGAGAGAGAGUCAAACAUACAUGUCUCGCAAAUAUUUGCAUUAACUAGCUGAUUAUCUUUCACGAAUCGAAAUUGCAGAUUGCAUUCAAAAAGAAUCUUUCAGCCUUAGUUUUUACUUCUGUGUAUAUGUACAUCAACUUCUACGUUUUCAUCUGUAAUUAUCUAUAAUUAUUUUAUCUAAAAUCUAUCUUAUCUAAAUUUAUCUUCAUCUUUUACGUCUCUACUACUUUUCUUUACAAGCAUAUGAUUGAGCAAAUAAAUGUUCGAUGCGUGUAAUUUAAAUAAGUUUAAUAUACGAAGCUGUCGAGAUUACGAUAAGUAUUAAAGUUCUUAUGCUAAUGA
This is a messenger RNA of Camponotus floridanus (Florida carpenter ant), 1824 nucleotides long. It is a transcript of the gene Tat, whose product is annotated as tyrosine aminotransferase. The record is from RefSeq and is a predicted model, not a curated record. The transcript is spliced from 11 exons. NCBI's taxonomy places the organism in Eukaryota, Metazoa, Arthropoda, Insecta, Hymenoptera, Formicidae. Bases 191 to 1483 code for a protein of 430 amino acids. Gene Ontology annotation, molecular function: pyridoxal phosphate binding; L-tyrosine:2-oxoglutarate transaminase activity. Gene Ontology annotation, biological process: biosynthetic process; aromatic amino acid metabolic process.